AUGGGUGUUCCAGCUCUUUUUCGGUGGCUUUCGAAGAAAUACCCCAAGAUCAUUUCACCUGUUGUGGAGGAUGAAGGUGAUGCCCAAUAUGGAAGAGAACCACAGUACCUGGAUCCCAACCCCAAUGGAGAACUAGAUAACUUGUACUUGGAUAUGAACGGUAUUGUGCACCCGUGUUCCCAUCCAGAACAUAAGCCUGCUCCAGAAACGGAGGACGAAAUGUUCCUCGAUGUCUUUAAAUACACAGAUCGUGUUCUUAUGAUGGCCAGGCCUAGAAAAGUGCUAGUAAUCGCUGUCGAUGGAGUUGCACCUAGAGCCAAGAUGAACCAGCAGCGUGCAAGAAGAUUCAGAGCAGCUCAAGAUGCCAAAAUCCAGGAUGAAGAACGAGCAAGGCAGAUUGCCGAUGCCGAGGCUCGUGGUGAGAUUAUUGAAGAAUCCAUCAAGGGCAAGAAGAAAUGGGAUUCUAACGCCAUUACACCCGGUACGCCGUUUAUGGAUGGCUUGGCUGCUGCAUUGAGAUAUUGGGUAGCAUACAAGCUUGCCUCCGACCCGGGCUGGAAAGACUUACAGGUCAUUAUCAGUGAUGCUACGGUCCCUGGUGAAGGUGAACAUAAACUUAUGAGCUUUAUCAGAUCGCAGAGACUGGAUCCUCUGCAUGAUCCAAACACAAAACAUUGCAUCUACGGUCUUGAUGCCGAUCUUAUUUUCUUGGGUUUAGCUACCCACGAGCCUCAUUUUAGAGUCUUGAGAGAGGAUGUUUUCGCCCAGGGUGGAGGAAGAAACAUGAAAUACUCCGACCAGAUGAAUAUGACAGCCGAGGAGAAGAAAGCUUUGGAUGCUCAGGAUGCUAAGAAGCCGUUCUUGUGGCUUCAUGUCAACGUCCUUCGUGAGUACCUAGAAGUUGAGCUCAAGGUCAGGAUGGGCAUGCAAUGGGAUGUCGAGAGAGCGAUUGAUGACUGGGUGUUUAUGUGUUUCUUUGUGGGUAACGAUUUCUUACCUCACUUGCCAUCUUUGAGUGUCCGUGACAACGGUAUCGAUAUCUUGGUCGGCUGUUGGAAGCUGAUAGUAUCAAAGGUUAGCGAUUACUUGACCUGUGACGGAAAACUCAAUCUUGAUGCGGUGGAGCACCUUCUUCGGGCUCUUUCCCAUAAAGAAGAUGAUAUCUUGCGCAGAAGACAUGAAAAUGAACAGAGGUAUCAAAACAACGAUAAAAGAAGAAAGGUCGCUCGUGACGAGGAAAAAAAUUUACGUGCUCAAUAUCUUUCUUCAGUUUCCAAGGGCAAGGAGAAGGCACCAAUUACAGCAGACAUGAACAUGCCACUUAUGGACACUUCAGGUAAGCUUGUUGAUGGAUACGCCCAGCUUUCGAACAAGGAUAUUGUGAACAACAGAGAUGUUAUCACGAAAGCCAACAUGGCCAAUGCUGAUGCAGCUGCUGCGCUCAAGAAGCUCAUAGCACAGAAAAACGGUGAUGCACCAGCUGAAGAAUUAGCCGAAAGCGCGAGCGAGGAACUGAAGAAGAGAAGCGCCAGUGAAUUGGAAACUACUGAGUCUGAGGCUGAUCCAGAUGAAGAUCAAGUAAAGGAAUGGGAGCCCGGUUACAGAGAUCGUUACUAUAAAAUCAAGUUCAACUUAUCCACAAAGGAGGAAAUCGAGAAGACCAGAAGGGACCUUGUUUACUCUUACAUCGAAGGUGUCUCUUGGGUUCUUUUGUACUAUUAUCAAGGAUGUCCAUCUUGGCAGUGGUAUUACCCAUACCACUACGCGCCAUUUGCUGCCGAUUUCACGGAUUUAGCUGAAAUUUUUGGCGAUGGAGGUAUCAAGUUCAUACAAGGUGAACCUUUCAGCCCAUAUGAACAACUCAUGUCUGUCUUGCCUGCCGCAUCGGGUCAUGCCUUACCGGAGGUGUUCAGAGAUCUCAUGUCCAAUCCUGAUAGUGAGAUCAUUGAUUUUUACCCCGAAAACUUCAAGAUUGAUAUGAACGGAGCAAAGAUGAGUUGGCAGGGUAUUGCCUUAUUGCCUUUUAUUGACGAGCACAGACUUCUAACAGCUGUUCGUGGGAAGUAUGACGAGCUUACCGACGCUGAGAAGGAGAGAAAUACGAACAAAAAAGCUCAGCUUUAUAUAUCAAGUGCCAACAAAAACUACCAGAAGUUUUUGAAAGCUUUUGAUGAUGAGAAGGAACUUCCAUUUGCUGCACAGCGAACUGGACUUGCAGGUAUCGUCAAACCGGUGCUGUCAUUUUCAGUGGAUGGCGAGUUGCAAUUCCCGCUCAAUGAAGGAGACAUGCCACAUAUUCAAAAUUCUUCCUACUUGAUGUCAUGGUACGACUUUCCAAACUCUACUCCCGGAAAGUCCAUGUUGCUCAAUGGCUACAUUCCACAUGUCAAGGUUCUCACGGACGACGAUAAGUUUGCCAUCACCAACAGACAACGCAAUGGGCCACGAUUCCAGAAUGUUUCCGACUAUGUGAACAACGGUCCUCAAGGCAAAGAGCCAUAUAUGUCUUACAGUAUGAGGGUUGGCGGAUAUCGCUCACUUCCACUUAUCGGGUCCCAGCCUACUUCCAAUCGUGGAAGAGGCGGUGGCCGUGGAAGAGGUAACUACAACAAUUAUGGUAAUAGGGGCGGAUACAACUCCAGAGGCAGAGGCAACAAUAACCAAGGUUACAACAAUCAUGGAAACCAGGGCUACAACAAUUAUAAUCAAGGUUACGGCAACCAGGGUUACGGCAACCAGAACUAUGGCAACCAGAAUUAUGGCAACCAGGGUUAUAACAAUUACAACCAAGGCCAUAAUCAGGGCUACAAUAAUUCCUACAACCAGGGGGGCUACAACAAUUACGGCAACCAAAACUACGGCAAUCAGAGUUAUGGUAAUCAAAACCAGAAUUACCAGAACCAAGGCUAUAAUCAGGGCUAUCAGGGACAGGGCAACCAAGGCUUCAGUAACCACAAUAGUUUUGGUGGCAGCUACAAAAGAUGA
This is a messenger RNA of Candidozyma pseudohaemuli, 2985 nucleotides long. It is a transcript of the gene RAT1, whose product is annotated as ssRNA exonuclease. The coding region runs from base 1 to 2985 and encodes 994 amino acids. The record is from RefSeq and is a predicted model, not a curated record. Gene Ontology annotation, cellular component: nucleus. Gene Ontology annotation, molecular function: RNA binding; 5'-3' RNA exonuclease activity. The transcript has a single exon. Gene Ontology annotation, biological process: nuclear-transcribed mRNA catabolic process. Lineage: Eukaryota; Fungi; Ascomycota; Pichiomycetes; Serinales; Metschnikowiaceae.